UGCACGACCAGUUCCACGUUUAUUUCUUAUCCCGGUCUCGAGUUUCACACACUGAGAUUGGUUAUAAUUCGUCACCGAUAUUCCGUAUAUAGAAGAAAAUAUCUCUGAGGGAAGAAAACCUGCUGCCUGACAGAGAGAAAACAGUAUAAUCAUGAAGAUAGCGAUUCUCUUCUUCGCGGCCAUUUUAGGGACGGUAGUAUCGGCACCGCAGGGCAGCCCGAACGAAGUAACCAUCGUACAACAGGAAGAACAUAACAACAUCGGAGUCGGCGGUUACAAAUACAGUUACGAGCUGAGCGAUGGCCAGAAAAAGGAAGAGACCGCUGAAUUGGUGAACGAGGGAACCGACGAGGAGAGUUUGGCGGUAAAGGGCAGUUUCACUUUCGUUGGUCCCGAUGGGCAAACCUACGUGGUAACCUAUACAGCCGACAAGGACGGCUUUCGGCCUGUUGUCCAGCAUUUACCCAAGUAAAUGAUACGCAGUCUUGUCCGAUUCGAAUUUAAUAUGAUCAGCGAAAGAGCAUAAAUUAACGAUUUAUAAAUCUAGCCAAACUUCUGCUCAUAUUAUACUACGACAGCGUGUUUUUUAUUUAAUUGUAAGCUUAUACGGUACAUUCGGAGAAUGCUGUGCAAGUCAUGUUACAGAGUAUUGCGUACGAAUAAAUAGUGCAUACUUUUUGU
Messenger RNA from Neodiprion fabricii, 681 nucleotides. RefSeq names its product flexible cuticle protein 12-like. NCBI's taxonomy places the organism in Eukaryota, Metazoa, Arthropoda, Insecta, Hymenoptera, Diprionidae. Bases 152 to 472 code for a protein of 106 amino acids. The transcript is spliced from 2 exons. The record is from RefSeq and is a predicted model, not a curated record. Gene Ontology annotation, cellular component: chitin-based extracellular matrix. Gene Ontology annotation, molecular function: structural constituent of chitin-based larval cuticle.